Tuber melanosporum (Perigord truffle) is the source of this 1208-nucleotide messenger RNA. Its product is annotated as 40S ribosomal protein S1. Gene Ontology annotation, molecular function: structural constituent of ribosome. The coding region runs from base 1 to 771 and encodes 256 amino acids. The transcript has 4 exons. NCBI's taxonomy places the organism in Eukaryota, Fungi, Ascomycota, Pezizomycetes, Pezizales, Tuberaceae. The record is from RefSeq and is a predicted model, not a curated record. Gene Ontology annotation, cellular component: ribosome; cytosol. Gene Ontology annotation, biological process: translation.
AUGGCUGUUGGCAAGAACAAGAGACUUUCCAAAGGAAAGAAGGGUCUUAAGAAGAAGGCCCAGGAUCCCUUCACCCGCAAGGAUUGGUACAGCGUUAAGGCACCUUCGACCUUCGCUAUCAGAGAUGUCGGAAAGACCCUUGUGAACCGUACCACCGGUCUCAAGAACGCCAACGACGCACUCAAGGGCCGAAUUUUCGAGGUUUCUCUUGCCGAUCUCCAGAAGGAUGAGGAGCACGCUUUCCGCAAGGUCAAGCUCCGGGUGGAUGAAGUCCAGGGAAAGAGUUGUCUAACCAACUUCCACGGUCUCGACUUCACUUCCGACAAGCUUCGCUCGCUCGUCCGCAAGUGGCAAACAUUGAUUGAGGCCAACAUCACGGUCAAGACCACCGACGACUACCUUCUCCGCCUGUUCGCUAUUGGUUUCACCAAGAAGCGACAAAACCAGAUCAAGAAGACCACAUAUGCCCAGACUUCACAGAUCCGUGCUAUCCGCAAGAAGAUGGUUGAGAUUAUUCAGCGUGAGGCCGCGAGCUGCACUUUGUCGCAGCUGACCCAGAAGCUCAUCCCGGAAGUUAUUGGGCGUGAGAUUGAGAAAGCGACAACCGGAAUCUAUCCACUCCAGAAUGUUCACAUCCGUAAAGUCAAGCUCUUGAAGUCGCCCAAAUUCGAUCUCGGUGCCUUGCUGAAUCUGCACGGGGAGUCGACAGCGGAUGAGUCUGGUCAGAAGGUGGAGCGUGAGUUCAAGGAGACCGUUUUGGAGUCUGUGUAAAGGGGUGAAGGUGGGGUGAAAAUAUGCAGAACAAAAAGCGGUCAACUUAAAAAAAAUUCACAAAAAAAAUCAAAAUUUCGGGCACAAACAGCGAACUUUUGAAAUUCCAGAUUCCUUUUCCUUGUUUAGUCUUUCUUUCGCUCUGGGGCCAAAUUCUUACUGGACGGAUUGGGGUUCAAUUCAAUUCAAGGGAGGGUGUGGGUUUAGUUCUUUUGCACGGUGUACGGGAUACAAUCAUAUUUGAGCCAUACGCUUUCCUUGUAGCACGAACUUGUGGUGAUGAUGGUGGUGGUGAUGAUGGUGAUGGUGACUCACGUUGUACCCUGUCAGUUGUUCCCAUAUAUAUGUAUAGAAAUAUCUCGGCUUCACGGAGCAGGUAUGUGUCACGGUGUCUCUUUUUUACCACACUCGAUCCACGGACAGAAUAUACUAUCGUC